Messenger RNA from Mugil cephalus (flathead mullet), 3263 nucleotides. It is a transcript of the gene faim2b, whose product is annotated as Fas apoptotic inhibitory molecule 2b. Gene Ontology annotation, biological process: negative regulation of apoptotic signaling pathway. The record is from RefSeq and is a predicted model, not a curated record. Lineage: Eukaryota; Metazoa; Chordata; Actinopteri; Mugiliformes; Mugilidae. Gene Ontology annotation, cellular component: endoplasmic reticulum; Golgi apparatus; membrane. The transcript is spliced from 13 exons. Bases 473 to 1165 code for a protein of 230 amino acids.
UGUAAUCCACGCACUGCAGACAAAUUCAGAGCAACAACCACCACACAAACCAAACACUUUUUUCUGCUCAUGAUCGUGUCUUGGAGUCACGCGAAAACCACAUUAGACAAAGGAAGAAGGGCUGAGACGUUUUCAGUGUUGGGAUUCAUUAACCAUUAAUUAGAAACUUCUACAAUCUUCUACAAACCUGUCUGCAUCAUCACCAGACAGAUAAAGGAUCAAAAGCGGUGGAUAAAACAUGAAAAAGGGAAAGUCUACAGAGUCUGCUAGUUUUAUCAACACUGGCUGUAAGCAUGGAGCUCAACCCAAUUCUCUGAGAUUAUCAAACAUGGAGGCAGUUUUUCGUCUGCAUGCGCUCUUGAACCACAAAAAUGUCAUGUGUCUGUGCAGCUAAAGCAUACAUAAAAGGAAGCAGGUGUGUAGUGACAAUGAACCUCCCACCUAUCAGGAGGCAACAGCAGGCUACGAGGAGAUGGAGGCCCAGUUCGCCUGGGACGACAAGAUCAUCAGGAGGACGUUCAUCAGGAAGGUCUACGCCAUCCUCAUGGUUCAGCUGUUUGUGACCGUGGGGAUCAUCAGCCUCUUCACGUUUUGCGCGCCUGUGAGGUAUUUCAUUCAGACCCAUCCCAGCUUGUACAUGUCAUCCUACAUGAUGUUUUUCGCUACCUACAUUGCACUGUCCUGCUGUGGAGACCUGAGGAGGCAGUUUCCCUGGAAUGUCAUUCUGCUGGUUCUCUUUACUUUGAGCAUGGCCUUCAUGAUGGGCUUCAUGUCAAGCUUUUACAACACCAAGGCUGUGGUGCUGUGUCUGGGAAUUACAGCUCUGGUGUGUCUCUCUGUCACAGUCUUCAGCUUCCAGAGCAAGGUUGAUGUCACUUCCUGUCAGGGCAUCCUGUUUUCCUUGUGCAUGGUCAUGCUCCUCUGUGCCAUCACCAUUUCCAUCGUUGUCCCUUUCGGAUACGUUCCUUGGUUACAUGCCAUCUAUGCUGUUAUAGGAGCCAUACUCUUUACUCUGUUCUUAGCAUUUGACACCCAGCUGCUCUUAGGGAACAAGCGCUACACCAUAAGUCCAGAGGAAUAUAUCUUUGCUACUCUCAGUCUGUACCUGGACAUCAUCUACCUGUUCAGCUUCCUGUUACAGAUCUUCGGAGGAGGCCGCGACUGAAAUCCGUUCUUCACUUUCUCCCAAAAGCAUCUGCUUUUCAACUGCACUUCUAACAACCAAACUGGAUUAGCCUGCAUUCACAUCACGAUAGUAUUGGGCCUGUGCAGUUUUUGAACAGAGUAGCUUUUGUGAACCAGCCUGUUGCUGGUUUUGUCCGUGUGCCCCCCACAUGGUGUAGCCCGUAUGAUACUGUAGUUGUUCACUACACUCUUGCCAUACUUGUCCAGAUGUUCGUGAAUUUUCUGAAUGUCUAAACAGUGUAGUGGGUAAAAGACAAAGUUGAGAUAAGCUUCCUCAGCUCGUUUAUAAAUCCAUCACUGAGCCAGUAAUCCAGUAUUCAGGAAAUCUGCACUUUCAGACUCAGCCGGAAUGAGUUUGUUUUAAAAACCUGUUUCACAAGCAAUAUGUAGAUACACUUUUAUACAUGUUUUUAAUGCAUAAUGUCAUAGACAUCACGCUCAGACUAACAACUCAUAUGAGCCUAAAUGUUUUUGGGAUAAAUGCUGUAUAAAUUAAACUGAUUUAAAGCCAACACGUACGAACCACAAAGGGAACAUAUGUGAAGAAUACUUUAGUCUUUAGAUCUGUUUCAAAUGUGAAUGGAAUGUGGCCUUUCAGGUGUGUUUCAGGUGUGGGAAAUGUUCUAUGGAGGGAAUCAAAGAUGUGCUCAUAUUUCUUUCUGUGUAUACUUCUAUCACACAUGAAAAUUAAAUUAAACUAACUCAUAAACUACUCUGUCUUGCAUGUGAAACGCCACAUCAUUGAUGACUUUCAUGAUUAUGUUAUAGGGUAUUCAAUAAUUUAUUGACAACUACUUGUGUACAGAUAAGAACCCAUAUGGCACCCACAGAUGACUCCAGUGUAAAUGGAUGUGGGCUUUUAUCCACGGGAUGGACUGGUGAUCUGUGCACUAUUAGCCUGUGCAUGUUUACAGAAGGGGAUUAGGGCCACUAUAAAAAAAAGAAACUAACAAAGUAAAAUGUUAUGGUUUUUGACGUCUAUGAUUUAUUUAAAAAAAUAUGAAAACUUUAGAAAACAUUAAAAUUGAAAAAAAAGUCAAUGACAGUUCUGAGAUUUUAGUUUAAAAAAAGUAAUUUUAUUCAGUUUUUUAUUAAUUAAACAUAUUUAUUUUAAAUGGGCUUUCCAAAUAAACUACUGAUUGAAUAAAAUUAAUGAGUGAAAAUCUAAUGUAAAUGGACCUCCAGCCACAUGUUGAUGAAAAUGGUUUAGGGACAAAUAAUAUGAAAAAAAAAAUUGCACUUAUGAGUUUUUUUUUUAAGAAUUUGGAGUUCAAAAACAUUAAAAAUAGUACCUUUUAACAGUCAAAGGUCUGAGAAAAAUGUCAUAACUUUCAGGUUAUGAAAGUUAAAUUUCUAAAAAAGGCCUUGACCUUCCAAACUUUCUCCAAAAUUCCUCGUCCGUAUAUUUUUUUCUACAGAUUAGCGGUCGUGGCUUUCUAAAUUAAAAUUCUGAAAAAAGUCAGAAACCUGAAAUUUACAUCAUUGAUCCUAAUCCCUUUACAAUUUUUAUAGAUUAAACAUAUUUAAGCUUUCCAAAAGUGUAGUCUAAUGGAACAAUAACAAUUAUUAGUCAGAAUUUAGAGGGAAAAGUCAGAAUUCUGUUAUUAUUAUUGUUAUUAUGUACCUGACAGAAUAUAAAAUGUGAUGAAAUUAUUUACAUACGGUGACUUGUGUUUUGGUCAAAAGAACAUUUUUGCAGUAUUUUGUUACAGUGAUUUAUUACAGUGAUUGAGGGAGUAGAGUCAUCCUCCAUGUGUGUGAAAAUAAACCUUAAUGAUUUGAUCACUUCUCACAUAUUUUCUUUCUUCCUUAAUAUCUGUAUUCAUCUUCUACUUGUUGUCUUCUUAGCCUUGUGCAAAAGGUUUGGACAUGGCUAACCACCUGCUGUUAAACCAUUGUCAGUAGAUAAUGUGUUUUAUUGAUAUGAUGGUGGGAUAAUGUGUUUCAUAAGAUGUUGUCCAGCUGUAAUAGACUCUUCUUUCUAAUCACCUGGAGCAGGGAGCAGUUGUUGUGCUGAAUGAUCUCUUAUUGUGUUUUAUAGUGUCUCAGUUAAUAAAUGCCAAAGCUUUUCCAUAGAA